AUGUCGGACUCUAUCACGCUGGCGGAUGCCGACACGGUGCGGUCGGCGAGGUCGCGGCCCGUCUCGCGGGCCAGGUCGCGGGCGUCUCGGCCUUCCUCAGCGUCGUCGACGCGCUCUACGCGCUCGACGCGCUCGAUGCUGGUGGAGGACGAGAUGUCCGGAUGUUUAGUGUCGAGCGAAGACGGGCUCGCAAAAACGGCCGUGUCGAAGCGGCCGCACGCGGAUGGACCGGGCCCUUCCGGGGCGGCGGGCGGGAGUGCCAAGCCGUCGAAGAUCCCCUGCCCGUCGGCCGGAAACGGGGUCACCUUAUUGGUGCCCCUGGGCCGUAAUACGGAGAGUCCGGCAACGUCGCCGAAAUCCCGGCGGCAAGAGAAACGGGGGGACGACGAGAUGUUCGUCCGACCCUCGGAGGUCCCUGUGGGGAAGGGGAAAGUCCCCCCAAAAGAUGACAUGCAGCCUGUGGCCGUCUUCAGGGCGGAGGCCCAGAAAAAGCUGGUGGCUGCCCUGGAGACGGUGCGCAGGUGCGGAAACCUUAAGGGGACCGACCAAAAGCUGCUGAGGGACAACAUCGGCGCUGUGAUGCGAUUGGCGGAGGGCUUGGAUGUUAAUGCCCCCGCCAACAACGACUUCACCGCGAUGGCUGUGGAGCGCCGGGAUAUGGAGAAGCGAAUUGGGGAGCUCCAUAAAGAAAAUAAGGAGCUCCGUCGCCAGAUCCAGGCGCUCCAAACACAAAUGCAGCAGCUCGCGGCGAGGACACCACAGACUCCCUCAGCUGCUUCCCAGGCACCACAGGGGCCUGCGAGGGUGAGGGCACCUGGCCCGGCCCCGGCGUCAGUGAUAGACACCGAGGAACUGCGGGCGGAACUUCUGCGCUCGACCGGGUUUAUGGUCGACGCCCGUUUCCAGGAGCUGAAGGAAAUGAUCCAAAAGGUUCAUUCCCUUCAGGAGGCGUCGAUCCGCCCGGGGAUGUCGGCUCAGGGACGCCCCCAUUUGCGCGGGGCGCGAGGCGCUGAAUUCCCGCCGCUUCCAGUGGCUCAGCCGACCAGCCGGCCGACCUCCGGUAGUCAACAGCCGGGGCCGUCGGGCGCGGGGCGCGCAAACGAUGGCUGGAGCACGGUGGUGAGACGGGGCGGUAAAAAUCGCAACGUCCCUGAGAGGCAGACCCAGAGUACUCAAGGUACUCAGAGGAGCUCUGGGGCCCCCUCUCAGGGGAAGAAGGGCAAACCGGCCCCGCCCUCACCAUCAAAAUUGCGCGCACCGCGCUCGGCGGCUGUAGUUGUCUCCCUUUGUCCGGAGGCGGAAGCGGCGGGAAUGACCUAUUCAAAGGUCCUCAAGGAGGCGAAGGACAAGAUUGACCUCGCCUCCUUGGGCAUAAACAGUCUGCGGUUUAAGACCGCGGCCACUGGGGCCCGGAUCCUAGAGAUCCCAGGGUCCCAGCCGGGAGACCAGGCCGACGCGCUCGCGUCGAAGUUCCGGGACGUCUUCCCGGAAGGUACAGUCCGAAUCGUCAGGCCCACAAAGACGGCCGAAAUGAGGGUCAUGGGCUUGGAUGACGGUACCGACCGGGAGGUGUGGCGGCUGCCGUGGCACAGCACGUGGAACAAGACAUCAAUAAUUUGUGUAUUUCUUCGUUACAAAGGGGCCGUCCACAAAAGCGUAAACCAGGUCGACCUAGAACGUCAGAGAAAUCCCGUGCGGAACAACGGCGUGAUGCUAAUCGGCGUUAUAAACAAGGGCAUCCUGAAGUAG
Messenger RNA from Achroia grisella, 1749 nucleotides. RefSeq lists its product as uncharacterized. NCBI's taxonomy places the organism in Eukaryota, Metazoa, Arthropoda, Insecta, Lepidoptera, Pyralidae. The record is from RefSeq and is a predicted model, not a curated record. Bases 1 to 1749 code for a protein of 582 amino acids. The transcript is spliced from 3 exons.